ACGGUAUGGGGAUUUUCCUCACUGAAGUUAAAAAAAAAUUGAAAAGGAGUGAGCAAUCCGAUGUCUGUUCCAGUCCCACUUGCCUUUUCCACGUCUUCACCCUUGUUAAAUACCCCCACCCCACUUCUUCAGUGGGCACCAAAAAAGCUUCGUGUUUUUUUUCCAAUGGAGAAGAUUACUCUGCUCUCUCUGUUUUUCCUUGUCUCCAUUUCGUUUGCUUCCGCUAGAGUAGAGAAUGUUUUGUCUUUGAAUGCAGACCCUCCUCUGGCAAAUGGGCUUUCAUGGACCUUUUAUAAGAGCACCUGCCCCAAACUGGAAUCCAUUGUCAAGAAUAGAAUCAAGUUUUAUAUGAAUCAGGAUAUCACCCAGGCCGCCGGGUUGCUACGUGUUCACUUUCAUGACUGUUUUGUUCAGGGGUGUGACGCUUCUGUUCUGUUGGAUGGACCGUCCAGCGAGCAAAAGGCCCCUCCAAAUUUAACACUACGGAAAAAAGCUUUAGAAAUAAUAAACGACAUUAAAAAGCGUGUGGACGAGGCCUGCGGUGUCGUGGUGUCCUGCGCAGAUAUUACUACUCUCGCAACUCGGGAUUCAGUCGUAGAGGCUGGAGGGCCAAACUACAAGGUGGCACUAGGACGAAGGGACAGCCUAACAUUUGCGAGCGAAGAGGAAACAAAUGCAAACCUCCCAGGUCCAUCGUCUAAGGUCUCUGACCUCAUUCAAGCUUUUCGUAGAAAAAGUCUUGAUGCCACUGAUCUUGUGGCUCUUUCAGGUGCGCACACCAUAGGAAUGGGGCAUUGCAUAAUGUUUACGAAUCGACUAUAUCCUAAACAAGACAACACCCUCGACAAAUCCUUCGCCAAAAUGUUGUAUACGACUUGUCCAAGCACAAAUUCUCCCAACUCCACUGUAUUAGACAUCCGCACGCCUAAUGCAUUUGACAACAAAUAUUAUGUAGACCUCAUGAAUCGACAGGGCCUCUUCACGUCUGAUCAAGAUCUUUUCACAAAUGACCGCACCAAACAAGAUGUUAUAGACUUUGCCCUCAAUCAAACUCUAUUCUUUAAGAAGUUUUCUUCGGCCAUGGAAAAAAUGGGUCAAUUGGGUGUAAAGACAGGCAGUAACGGGGAGAUCAGAAGAAAGUGUUCCUCUCCCAAUCCAACUUCUUCCCUUGCCACUCUGGUGAAAAAUGUUAUCGAUUCUGCAACUUUCAUUUGAAAUAUGUGUUUAACCAACAUCCACUUUACAUUUCUCUUUUUAAAAGAGAAAACUACGUGUGAUGUUGUAGAUAAGUUGUUAACUGAGUUUGUAAUAGAGAUGUUGCUUUAAUAAUGACAUUAUUACGAUCUUGAAAAAAAGGUU
Molecule: messenger RNA, 1359 nt
Organism: Cryptomeria japonica (Japanese cedar)
Lineage: Eukaryota; Viridiplantae; Streptophyta; Pinopsida; Cupressales; Cupressaceae
Product: peroxidase 12
Exons: 4
Coding region: 61-1215 (384 amino acids)
Biological process (GO): hydrogen peroxide catabolic process; response to oxidative stress
Molecular function (GO): heme binding; peroxidase activity
Source: RefSeq, a predicted model, not a curated record